This is a messenger RNA of Cottoperca gobio, 3144 nucleotides long. Its product is annotated as oligodendrocyte-myelin glycoprotein-like. Gene Ontology annotation, biological process: neuron projection regeneration. The transcript has 3 exons. Gene Ontology annotation, molecular function: protein binding. Bases 735 to 1937 code for a protein of 400 amino acids. NCBI's taxonomy places the organism in Eukaryota, Metazoa, Chordata, Actinopteri, Perciformes, Bovichtidae. The record is from RefSeq and is a predicted model, not a curated record.
UAUGAGAGCAGUGAGUGACCAAAACACUAAAGUUGUGGGCUGGACAUAUAUGGAACUAUAAAGCUUUGUAAAGCUGAGAGGGUCUCUCUGUAGGUUCAUAAAUACAAGAGACCCCUUACACUGUAAUUUCAUACUUUGGAAGUAUCCAUUAUAGCUGCUUUAGUCCAGGUAGAAGUAGAGAUUAUUUGCAAAAAACAGCUGACUACUGCUUGUGGUGACAAGUGCUGUAAAACCAAAAUUAUGAGCUGAAAGAGGCAAAAGGGCUUGUGGUACAAGUGACACCUUUCAUAUUACACUUUUUUAUCAAUUGUUAAUAUAAAGUGUGUAUAAGAAAGUGUGUGCUCAAGAGAGAGAUUGUGCAAAGCAUGCCAUUGUCAGCGCACACAUGUACGCACACACACACACACACACACACACUAUUCCAGCUCUUGCUUGCCUCAUCAGCAGUGGGCCGGCUCGCUGCUGCAAUUCUCUCCGUGUCUCUCUCUCUCUCUCCCUCUCCCUCCCUCCCAUCCCAAACCUCCAGCUGCAUCGGGAACCUGCAGAGCGGUGAGCAAAACAGGGGCCGGCACUUGCAGGCAAGCAUGUUUAGUGCCACGCCACAACAUCAAUAACAGCCAGAUAAAAAGAGGUUGAGACGAGUACCUUCCAACAGCAUCCAAUAAAAGGGGGAAAAACUGCUGCAGGAGGAGACGACAGGAGGCAAGGAGAGAUGACAGACCAACACUAAGAGGAUGAGAGCCCUGACCAUGCCUGUCUGCUCUGCCCCUCUGCUCUGCCUCUUCCUCCUGCUGCUGUGUGGGCUGCUAGGAGGUUGGGUGCUGUCUAUCUGCCCCACUGUGUGCUCCUGCAGCCGCGGACACCGUGUGGUGGACUGCUCCUCACGAGGCUUAACCAAGCUACCGCCUGGUCUGCAGCACAACAUCCGCUUCCUCAACAUCUCUUUUAAUAGCUUGCAGGGUCUGGAAAGCCAGCUCACCCACUAUGCCCACCUGCGAACCCUGGACCUGUCCUACAACCGCCUAGAGACCCUGCCCCCCGCCCUGCCGCGGUCUCUGUGGGACAUCAGAGCGGCGGGGAACCAUCUGCGCUCACUGGACAAAAACAACACAGCUUACCACUGGAACCUGAGAGUACUGGACCUGUCGGACAACGAGCUGGAGAGAGUGGUCUUCAUCAACAACACGCUGCCGAGUCUCCAAGCCCUCAACCUCAGUCACAACAGGUUUUGGACCGUGCCCACCAAUAUGCCGCACAACUUGAAGAGCAUUGAUUUGUCACAUAACUAUCUCAUGCAGAUCCUCCCUGGAUCGCUGGACCGACUGCCAAGGCUGGCAAAGUUUUAUUUGCAUGCUAAUAGUUUUUCCUGGUUGUCUGAGGGGAUAUUUGAUAAGCUGACGGGGCUGGAGGUGAUGACUCUUGGGGAUAACCCUUGGGCUUGUGAAGAAGAAGAAAACAUAACAAAGCUCCUGACAUGGGCUGAGAAGGCCAGUGCAACCAUCCUAGGCUGCCCCUGUUAUACAAGACCUAUCUGUGGGCAAACCCCCCAGGCAACACCAGGGAAGGGGUGGCACUCUGCGCUGUUCACAGAGCCACCACUCUGGGUUAACAGCAGAGGUGAAGGGCAUGAUGGUCAAUCACCUGCAAGGACUGCAGAGGUCACGUCUAGUUACCAGGCCAAGUCGGCACUCUUUGAGACAGGAAUAUAUCAGGACAAAAGAGGAGGGAAUGAAUCUGAGGACCACAUGGUGUUUGUCUGGACAUCUCCUACAAGUUUUGACAGUUUCUCCACACACACAAGCACAACAGCAGUGUCUUCAACAAAAAAGCCCAAAGUCACUAACUCAAGGAAUAAGUGUCACGGACUCCUCAUCAAGACUCAAGAAACUGUCACCCUGACUGUUUUAGUCAUGAUAACAGCAUUCAACACCUUCUGAACCCCUCCACUGGAUACAGAAUACACUACUUAUAUGAUGGUCUUAAACAGUGAAUGUAUGACCAAGAAACUCCACGAGCGCCUCCAUUUUCAUUUCUCUUGUAUAAAAACCUUUGCGACUGUUACUGCCUUGUGUUAGCAAGUGUAGCAUCAACUAGCUCAACAUGACAAUGUGUCGAUAUAAUGAUUGCACACUGACUGACUGCUGUGCUCUAUGCUUUCAUCAUAAUUGUGAUGCUUGUGCUACAUUUGGCACUGCUGAGCCAUUCAAAACAGGACUGACAUUAUACAUCACAUAACAUUCAAUAGCCCCUGUUUGUACUGUCACUGAGUAGAGAGGAGUUACCAACAAAGGGCUGGUUGAAAUAUUUUAAAUGAGAAUGAAUGGUUAUAGGUGUUCCUGCAGUGGAAACUCAAUAAAAAUAAUCAGAAAUUCUAUGAAUUACAACAGAGCAAUGCAAUGAAUCCCAUAUGAUGUAUUACUGUAUGCAACACAAUAACUAUGCACAAGAAACAAAUAAUCAUGUUGUAAGAAUUGAAGAAAUUGGUCCAUCAAAAUUUCUGCAAAGGCAAGAGCUGUUUGGUAUUCCUGUCAAAAAGGUGUACAAGAUUUUUUUGUCACAUUUACUAAGCUGUGACUGUUGGCUUCUUCUGACUAUAAUGCUUAUAAAACUUCUUCCUGGCUGAUGAUUCAAAUCAUCGUGUUUUACAGUAGGGGGCGACGUCAGGACAAACAUGAAAAUAUCUUUCCGCCAAACAAAGAACAAGAAAGACCUUUUUACAGCGGUCAUCAUGGUGAAAAUUAGCCUAACCAUUGCUUUAGUCAAGACUCCGAGACUUUUUGUGUCAAAAACAAAAUAAACUCACAAGUCUUUGUUUGAUUCACUGGACUGAAGAAACAACAGAGUUGAUCUAUCGUUUGUAGAAGAAGCUCAACUAGCAACUGUUGCAAACAUUAUGACAAUUAGUUACAAAUCCUCCUGUAGAAUCCCAGAUGGACUGUUGACUUAACAACGAUUCAGUUAAACUUAAUUGCAAAACAUGAAUAGAAACAUAUGUUGGCACUUGGUCAUUUAAUGGACCUUUUACAAAUUACAAACCCCAAUUCCAAGUUGGGACGCUGUGUAAAAUGUAAAUAAAAUCAAAAUACAAUGAUUUGCAAAUCCUUUUCGACCUAUAUUCAAUUAAAUACACUACGAAGCAAAGAU